AUGGCCAACACAGCCAGUGCAGGUCUGGCAGCUGCAGACAACCGGGUAUUUACCUUAGCUGCUGAGGUCACUGAGAGCAGAGAACAAGACAUCCCCUUGCUACUGCUGAAGUUAAAGGGAAUUUUAAAUGAUUCUUCUUUGGGAUGUGAGGAUUCAAAAAAAAUAAAGCAAGAUAUAUAUGAUUAUAACUUGACUCAAUACUGCAUGCUGCUCCUUAGACAAGAUCACUCUCGACUGCGUGAAGGCUGGGCUACUGCUGCCCAGCUAGCAGAGAUACUGAGUCAUUGUUGUGUAGGACUAGAGGUAAAAGAAGAUCCUGAGGAGUUUCACAAGAAAUUUCUUCCUUCAGCUAUAGACAACCUGCUGUUUUUGGGAAGACGCUUGCAAGCACGGUUUAUCCGAGCAAUCAAGGAUAGAGAAAAACAAGAUUUUUUACGCUGGUUCAAAACAGUAACUGAUGCCAUCUGCUGGCUGUUUGGUGGGCACAUUCAACUGGCAGAGUGUGUACUGCAAAAUGAUCACUUCCUGCAGCUCUUAGUAACAGAUGAUGUUGAAACAGCAGCUAUAAUGAUGUCUGUUUUACACAAUAUUUUGAGGGUCAAUAGUUCUGUCUUGGUUGAGGUUGAUGAGGAGACCCUUCAUUCUGUUUUGGAUGAACUUGUUUACAAGAUUUCAUCUACUGCAAAUCCUGUCAUAGGAAACAGUGCUACAAAACUGCUGCUGUUGGUGGCAAAAUCUGGCAAGCAGCUUGUGAAGUUAAUCGCAGCUCGCUACAAAGGAUUAAAAGGACUUUUAAGUAAGCAGUGGACUGGAAAGGGAUUUGACAGGGAUCUCAAUCAGCUCUUGGACCUGCUCUGCUCAGAACAAUCCAAUGAAAAAGGACAAAUGCAGAGGCAGCAUCAAGCGGCUUGUAUAAUCCAGGCUAUGUGGAGGGGAUUUCAGACACGGAAAAGGCUGAAAAAGCUACCCCAAGCAGUGGCCACUUUACAGAGAAGCUUCAGAGCUAAACGGGAACAGGAGCUGCAGCAUUUGAAAAAGCAGAAAGAAGAUGAGGCUCUGAAACUGCAAAUGCAACUUCAGAGACAGAGGGCCAGGAGACUCUUCCAUGAACGACAGCUGGCCUUACUGGAAAUAAUCCAUGCCAGUCAGGUAAAUAAGUACAUGGAGGAAAUGGAGGGAAAAUCAGCAUUAACUAUCCAGAGAUUCUGGCGAGGCCAUAGAGCAAGAAGAAAUUUUCAUCAGCAGAGACAGUCUCUUAAGGAAUAUAAAGCAGCUGUCAUCAUUCAGAGAGCAGCUUGUAAAUUCUUGGAAAAACGAAGAAGGAGGAGACCUCUGUCUCCUUGGAAAGAUCCCAAGGGACUCACUGAUGAGCAAAAGCUAGCUUUGCAGCAGAAGGUGGAUGACUACAUCAAAUUGCAUCCGGCUUCCCAAAUGUCAGAAGAAAUGAGUAAGGAAUUACAUAUGCAGGCCCAGGAAAAGCUGGCGCAGUUCCUGUUGAGGAGCAGAGUGGAUCAGAGAGCAGUGCAGCGGAGAGAGUUGUUACUGGCUCAGGUCAACACUGAUGUGGAGCUGCUACUGAAUGCUCCAGGCUUAGCAGAGACCACAGAAAAAGAUCUUCAUGUCUUUAUGAGUCGAUCAAUCUCUGUAGCUACCAAGGCAAGGCAAUCUCAUAACGCUGUGCUGAAGUACACUCGCUGGCCAUGGUGGAAGAAGCUUGAAGAUGAGUUUAUGGAGGAUGGUGUCAUUCCUGAUGAUGCUCUAAAUGCAGAGCUAGGAACUAUUUGUGGAAAGAAAUCCUCUUAG
Indicator indicator is the source of this 1803-nucleotide messenger RNA. RefSeq names its product IQ motif containing B1 (gene IQCB1). Gene Ontology annotation, biological process: cilium assembly. Gene Ontology annotation, molecular function: calmodulin binding. Gene Ontology annotation, cellular component: cilium. The coding region runs from base 1 to 1803 and encodes 600 amino acids. Lineage: Eukaryota; Metazoa; Chordata; Aves; Piciformes; Indicatoridae. The record is from RefSeq and is a predicted model, not a curated record. The transcript has 13 exons.